Molecule: messenger RNA, 1113 nt
Organism: Cyclopterus lumpus (lumpfish)
Lineage: Eukaryota; Metazoa; Chordata; Actinopteri; Perciformes; Cyclopteridae
Gene: scp2b
Product: sterol carrier protein 2b
Exons: 5
Coding region: 155-574 (139 amino acids)
Cellular component (GO): cytosol
Source: RefSeq, a predicted model, not a curated record
AGUCUGAAGAUCAGUGACAGAAAGAAGAAACAAGGAAGCUAAGUUCGCAAACAGCAGCCAAAGUACAAGCUAGCUUUUGACGAGCCUUACUGCAGUUUGGCCUGUUAAACCUGCGACGAACCCCCCGCGACCUGCACGGUAACGUCACGGCAACAUGCUCGAAAAAAAGACACCCCGGAUUAAAGUCAUCAACACCAGUGCUAGUGAUGGACUGGAGGGGUUCAAGGCACAUGCUGUGUUCCAGGAGAUCAACAAGAAGCUCCAGGAGGAAGGGGAGCAGUUUGUGAAAAAGAUCGGGGGAGUGUUUGCCUUCAAAGUAAAAGACGGCCCAAAUGGACAGGAGGCAACUUGGUUUGUGGACGUGAAGAACGGCAGAGGCUGCGUUCACAAUGACGCAGCUAAGAAAGCCGACUGCACCAUUUCCAUGUCGGAUACAGACUUGUUGGCCAUGAUGACCGGGAAGAUAAACCCACAGACUGCAUUUUUCCAGGGCAAGCUGAAGAUCACAGGGAACAUGGGACUGGCCAUGAAGCUUCAGAGCCUGCAGCUGCAGCCGGGAAAAGCCAAGCUGUAGAUGAGAUGUCGGCGCGAGCUUGUAGCUGCACAGAGUUAACCGCAAAGAAUUUAACAGCAAGUCUGGUUUCAGAUCGGUGAAGGUCUGUGAAGCUUCUCAUCACAGGAACACACCUCUUUUGCCAAUAUAGCUGGAGAAUAAGUUAGAUGGACUAAUCAUGAAUCCUCUAAUCAAGUACCUCUUAAUAUUCUGUCAGUACACUAGAGGAGAGAAAGGUGCUCCCUGCUUCUAGACACUAAUUAAUUUCAUGUCCAGUUUACAUUAACUUCCCCGAUGUCUGUUGCAAAAUAAAUCUUUCUCUGAGUGUAUUGUGUCUGGAAAUGCUUUGAGGAGUUUGCUUGUCAUUUUCCGCAAUCAUGGACACAACAUUGUAAGUGCCUCCUCGUCUCAGGCUCUCGGUUUGCUCUAAGGUUUUUUAGCUAACAACAUCGAAAUGUUUUUCUCUGUGUUUUAACUGAGGGGGUUGUAAUUUUCUGCUGUACUAUCAUUGUAUGGUUCUCCAAAAUAUUUCUAUUAAAUAAAUAUGCGUCUGCAUCGUC